This is a messenger RNA of Cryphonectria parasitica EP155, 1309 nucleotides long. Its product is annotated as RTA1-domain-containing protein. Gene Ontology annotation, cellular component: plasma membrane; fungal-type vacuole. The transcript has 3 exons. The coding region runs from base 193 to 1071 and encodes 292 amino acids. Lineage: Eukaryota; Fungi; Ascomycota; Sordariomycetes; Diaporthales; Cryphonectriaceae. The record is from RefSeq and is a predicted model, not a curated record.
GAGAAUCCUGGGGUCGUAAUCAUUUGAUACACAAGAAGCAACUUCAACUAGAAAUCUUCUCAGCCGUGCGAUCGAACGGUUUCCAGAGCGCAACAGGAGCCCUCUCUCUCACACACACAUACCCAGAGUCCGUGAACUGAAAGCCACCACCGAUUAGAAGAGAAGGAAAGCGACAACCGCAUAAUCGCAAAAAUGAGCAACGACACAGCCACCGAAGCCCAGCUGAAGGCGAUAUCGCAAGCCAACUGCUACCCUUAUACGCGAGGGCUGGUGCCCGCAUACGGAUAUUAUCCUUCAGAGGCAGCAGGCAUCAUUUUCGUCGUCCUCUUCGCCAUCCCGUUUUUCUAUCACACCUUCCAGUCGCUCCGGCUCCGUGUGUCGACAUCCAUAUUACUUGCCUUGGGUGCUUUGACUGAGUUGGUAGGAUGGGCGGCACGUCUCUACUCAUCUCGAUGCUCCUAUAACGGCAACGCCUUCCUCGCUCAGGAGGUGACCCUGAUAAUCGCCCCCGUCUUCUUCUCGGCCGCCCUCUACGUCCUCCUGGGCCGCCUCAUCAUCGGCCUCGGCCGCUCGUCCUCGAUGCUCUCCCCCAAGAUGUAUACCAUCGUCUUCUGCACGUGUGACGUCGUCUCCCUGGUCGUCCAGGCCGUCGGCGGCGCCCAGACAAGCACGGCUAGCUCCACCGACCAGGCCGGCAAGGAGUUGGGCACGCACAUUAUGGUGGCGGGUAUCGCGUUCCAGCUCUUCACCAUGACGCUGUUCGGGCUGUUGCUCAUCGACUUCUUCCGCCGCGUGUUCUCCAGGGGCAGCGAGUUCCGCGGCUUCGUCACGGCGCCUGUGCAGCGCGUCCUGGUCGCCCUGGUCAUCAGCUUCAUCAUGAUCUACAUCCGGAGCAUCUACAGGACUAUCGAGCUCGCGCAGGGCUGGACGGGCUAUCUGAUUACGCACGAGGGGUACUUCAUCGGGCUGGAUGCGUCUAUCAUGGUGAUUGCUGUUGGUGUCUUUGUCGCUGUCGACCCUGCCCUGCACAGUACGCAGGAGAAUGCGAUGGUUGUAUCAAUAAAGUGGUAAUAAAGGUUUGUCCUGGUGGUUAUAGAAGGCAGCAGCGUGUUUUUGUCGAGGUUUUUUGAGGCAAGAUUCGACCUGGGACUUGGUAUGAAAUCACGGCGUUGGAAAGGCACAUAGACAGUUGGUGGACUCUACCUGUAGAGAAUAUUUUUUUUUUGUUAUAAUACCCAGGAUAGGCUUGGAUUGGAAUCUUGAUCAAAGCCAGCAUUGGACAGCAAGAGCAUUUGUAUUCUGGUCUGGU